Messenger RNA from Zeugodacus cucurbitae (melon fly), 928 nucleotides. RefSeq names its product RRP15-like protein. Gene Ontology annotation, cellular component: preribosome, large subunit precursor. Gene Ontology annotation, biological process: maturation of LSU-rRNA; maturation of 5.8S rRNA. The record is from RefSeq and is a predicted model, not a curated record. The coding region runs from base 112 to 903 and encodes 263 amino acids. The transcript is spliced from 2 exons. Lineage: Eukaryota; Metazoa; Arthropoda; Insecta; Diptera; Tephritidae.
AUAAAAUUAUCGGCUUUCUGUCAAUGCUGGAAUUGUUGGAAAUUUGACAGUCGUAAAUAAACUAAAAACGUGCAAGAUUCAACAACGAUUAAAACAUACCAGCAAACCGUGAUGGCUUUAUCCAACAUAAAGAAAAGAAAUAGUUCAAAUUCUUUACCAAAAGAACAAGUGCCAGAUGAUUCGGAAGUUGAAGAUUCUAGCGAAGAAGAGCCCGAGGAUGAAACAGAAGGCAAUACGGGAUGGGCGGAUUGUAUAGCCAAAGUUCUUAACACAUCCAAGCCAAAAACAAAGAAAACAUUGGUAUUAUCGCGUGCAAAAAAGAUAAAACCAGGCGAUAAAUUGAAAUCAAAAGGUUCGGAUUAUGGUUUCGAAGUUGAAGGUGAAGAGAAAACAGAUGUGAAACCCAUAAAAGAAGAAAUUGAUGAUCAAAUCAAACAUCGUAAAAAUGUACCACUGGAAUUGCGAGUAAAGCCCUCCUGGAAGGAUAUUGAACGUGAACGCAUAUUGCGAAAGGUUGCAACUCGUGGUGUUGUCCAGUUGUUUAAUGCAGUUCGCAUACAACAAAAAGACAUCCAACAGCAAUUAGAUGCCGCAGGACCUUUAGAUAGUCGAAAAGAUGCAGUUUUAAAUAAUAUCAGUAAAAGAAAAUUUUUAGAUGUUCUUAUGAGUGGCAAUCGGGCGAAAUCAGAAGCGGUAGACAAUGCUGUUAAAAAUGAAGAUAGCAGUGAUGAAGAUGAUCAAAUGUCGUCCACCACACACAAGAAGAAAAAGUCGGAGUGGAGUGUACUUCGAGAAGAUUUUAUGACAAAUAAAAAAGUAAAACACUGGGAUGAAGAUGAUGACGUAGACAGCGGUGCUGCACGAGAUAAUUCUGAUGUAGAAGAAGAAAGUGACGAUGAAUAAUAUAAGAAUACUAUUAAACAUAAAA